AUGACUAGUGUAUUGAAAAAGACUGUCCACAAAGGCAGCAGAAGUAUUGAUUUCAUAAAUCACAACCUCAAGACAUCCAUUACCCAACCCAAGCGAGGAGAAAUAGAGAAGAGCUUAGAUCCUGUGAACAAUAUAAGUCCAGUCAAAAAUAUCAAAGUCUAUGAUCAUCCAAUACAUCCAUUUCAUAGACCCAGUGCAGCAAGUAAGCUGAUCAAGGUUUUAAGACCUCACAACAAGCUUGAUGCUGGUCCUAUUUUCAGCUUAGAAUCUCACACAAAAGGUGGCCACAAAGUCAACCUUUCACCUUCUUUUAACUCUUCAAGAGAAGCCAUCGCAUUCCUUGACAAAUUACCCCAAGAUUAUCAGAUCCUGAACCCUAUAGAACAGCCUCCAAUAAGUUCAAGCCUUUCGGAAAGUGCUAAAAGUCAAAUCGAGGAAAUGAGAACUGAUGAUGUUCAAUCCUGGUCAAAGAUUUUAAAGGCUCGAAUUGUUUCUAAAGAUGGUUCAAUAAUUACAAAUGAAGACAAAUUAGUUUUCUUACUUGAAAAAACCAUUAAUAGUACACCAGAGUCUGUUUCCAAUGUCAUUCCCCUCCUUAAAAGCUACAUCACGUUUGUUGAAAAUUCAAAGUUGGUGUCUAACAUCUCACAGUUUUUCCUACAUCAAGUACUGAAAUAUGAAUAUGAAAAUCCGAAACAAAUCCUUCAGGAAAUCAGUGAAAUUGAAAAAUUAUUAGCGGAUGAAUAUCCAGGUGUUAAGAAAGAGCCUUCUUUCAUAAAUGUUUUAUUGAAGACACACUUACACUUGAAGGAAUAUGCAGGAACCAAGUUGCUGAUAGAUAGUUUGAUCGCCCAGGGAUUCACACCUGAUGCUAAAACCGUUGAAAUGUAUUUGAAAUUUCAUGUUGAUAAACUCAUUUCAAGUAAAACUUUAUCAGUUACCAAGAAUGCACAGGUAAAGGCUGAUUUUUUUGAUUCAAUAAUAGACAUGGAUGAUGUUUUCCAUAGUGUUAUGAAUCCUAAUAUUGCAAAACUUCUACUUCAUGGAUCAGAUAGUCUGGAAGAAGCUUCAAGUAUCUUGAAAGAGCUUCAAUCCAAAAUUCAAGGGCAAGAAUUGAAGGAUACAUACAAGAGUUUUGAAGUAAGAAUGGUCAACAUCAUGAAUCAAGAAGAUAGAACUUUUGUUCCUCAUAUUUUACAAAGUGCACUAAGAAAUACAUUUUAUCAAAAACAUGAAAGGGUCACAGAGUUUGCAAAUCGUUCAAAUGUUAUUCUUUUGAAUAGAACAGUUCGUUAUGGAAGUUUAAUUUUCGCUACUAAAUUAUUAGAGAAAGUCCGUGUUAGUCCGGAUGAUAUUAAUGGACUAUCAAAGAUUUUAGAACAAAGAGAAUUUGAAACAAUAAAUGAUAGUCCAGGAUAUGAUACAAGAUCAAGAGAUGCAUUUUUAGAGAGGCUAAAUGCAAAAUCAAGCUUAUAG
This is a messenger RNA of Hansenula anomala, 1476 nucleotides long. RefSeq lists its product as uncharacterized. NCBI's taxonomy places the organism in Eukaryota, Fungi, Ascomycota, Saccharomycetes, Phaffomycetales, Wickerhamomycetaceae. The transcript has a single exon. Gene Ontology annotation, molecular function: translation regulator activity. Bases 1 to 1476 code for a protein of 491 amino acids. The record is from RefSeq and is a predicted model, not a curated record. Gene Ontology annotation, biological process: regulation of translation.